Colletotrichum gloeosporioides is the source of this 387-nucleotide messenger RNA. RefSeq lists its product as uncharacterized. The transcript has a single exon. Bases 1 to 387 code for a protein of 128 amino acids. The record is from RefSeq and is a predicted model, not a curated record. Lineage: Eukaryota; Fungi; Ascomycota; Sordariomycetes; Glomerellales; Glomerellaceae.
AUGUCCGUUACCACCACAGCGACAGCGCCCGCGUCCUGUCCGACAAACGAGAUCCCCGAGGGCUUGCCAAUCCCGAACAAUGUCACAUACGCCGUCAUCCCGGGCCACAACGCGUCGGACCCGUGGAUGGUCAACUGCUGCUCUCCCAACCCAGUCCAUCUCGUGAACGACUGCUGGGAGUGGUGCGAGGUUCCCGAGGCGACCAAGAAGAACAGGGACGAUGCACAAAUUGUCUCCGUCUUCGGCAGUUGCUUGCGCGCAGAGGGACGCAAUUGGACCGAGUCGAACGGGGUCCAAGUCCGCUCUGCGUCCUCGCAUCGUCCUGUUCCCUUUGCAGGAUUGGUGUUGGCGGCGCUCGCGGCGUGCACAUUGGGUCUUGUGGUUUGA